CGCCAAUCCAUCCAAUUAAUGUCAAGUCAGUCAGUCAGUCAGGGUUUCGGGACCUUGAUUGAGGGAGCAAACAGUGAUUGAGUGAGAAAGUCAGACAUCUGAUCGAUCGAUCGAUGUGAUAGUAUUAUGUACACUCAUGCAUUCGACAGACAAAGAAUGAUAGAUACACAAGCAAGCAAGUGUGGCGUGUGGCGAAGGAACAGGUAGGUGGGUGGGUGUGGGAUGAUGAUUCUUCUCUGCAGUGUGGUCGGUCGGUCGGUCGGUCGGUUGGUCACUCCCCCCCCCCCUCCCCUGCCUCAGUCCAGCCUCAAUAACGACACCCCCCCACCCCAGCAACUUCUGGCAGCAGCAAACGUAAAAGGGGAGAAACGUUAAGGAAGGCACUAAUGCCCCCAUGCCCCGGAUGGAAGCAACCAUGAAAAAAGACAGAGGGCGAGCCAGCCAGACAGACAGGCGGACAGGCAGACAGACAGACAGGCAGAUGGGCAGCAGGAAACCCCGUCCGACAAGACAAACCAAACCAAACCAAACAAACAAAACAACGGCGGAGAGGACCGUUUCACCUUGCCAACCAAAUCAAAUCAAAGAACCGACACCAUACUCCCCGCCCCCCUCCCCUCCCGAGGCGCAUUGCAUUCAGGGGCUGUUAUUGGGCGGCAGAAGGUGUGUCCUCAUGGCCCCCGCAUUCGCGGCCUGCCCACUGCCUUGGUCCAGGCCCUCAAACCCGGUAGUGCCAGCCAGGUGACCGCGUGAGGAGGGCGACGACUCUCGCGACGAGCUGGGGACCGACUGUGUGGUGGGUGGCGCCUGUGCCACCUUGUUGGCGCCCAGCUCAUCGGAUGACUCCUGCCGGUUGAGGGUCUCCUGGUCGUCGGUGUCGCGACAGGCGAAGAAGACCGCAACCGCCAUGCCCAUCAGACCGAAGAAACUCCACGCGAAGAUCACCUGGAUGGAUCGGCCAACAGGGCAGCAGGGCACAGCCAGCCACACACACAAACAUAAUGCUGGCUGGCUAUCUGGGUGGGCGUCUCCCGCACGCACAGCUGUCUGUUGGCUCGUCUGUCUGUCUGUCUGUCGGAUGUGUUCACCUUCAUUCCUUCUCUGAGUCCCCCGAGGGCCGUCAUGAGUGCUCCGGGAAGCGCGGCGCCUGCACAAUGCGCACACACACACACACACACACGUCCUCAUCCUUGGAUGAUGGAUGCCAGGGUGUGGUGUCGCAGACUGACUGACAUACCGACCGGCGCUGUAGCCGAGGAUGUUGUAGGUGCACAUGGAUAUGCCGCUGGCGUAGAAGCGCAUGUUGAGCGGCACCGUGUUGAUGAGCAUGCCCGUCGCAGGCGGCAGGAUGGCGCCGCCGAAAAACAGCUGCACACCAUAGCAUACACCCAACGUGGAGUGAGUCAAAGCUGAUGGACGGACGGACGGACGGAUGUAUGGAUCUGUCUGCCACCUACCAGCACCCAAAUAAGGGCCAGCACCAACACCCACAGCUUCUUGUCCACGGGAAGCCAACCGGCCGUCACACCUGCAGCAGCAGCAACGAGGAGAUCCACCUAACCUACGUGUCUGUCUGUUGGUUGAUCUCUCCCUCUCUCCCUCUCUGCCUCCCUCCUGGCAGACAGACCGCACCGCAUGCAGUGGCGAUGAGUCCGUAGAUGCAGCACGCAAAGAGCGUCCUGAUGGUGCCAGCUUUGGUGCGAUACCCCCCGACGCAGUCGAUCGACACGCCCCCCAGCACCACUCCCAGCGUCGGUGCGGUGGCUGCCGUGCCGGCAAACGCACCCACAACCACAUGCCGAGGCACCUGCAGGACACGCCAGCAUAGACACGAGUGCAUCGCCGCCAACAGGGGUGGCACAUGAUCCAUCCACCAGGCGCCCACCCACCUCAUAAAUCGCAAUGAGAAACUCUGUGGUCCAAAACUGCACACAGGGAGGGACGGAGCCACAGAGAGUGCUCACGCAGAGAGAGAUAUGGCCUGCCUGACCCUUAAAGUCUGUCUUUGCUGACUGGCUGGGUACACUGCGCAUUUACCUGGAUGCCCGUAACGACAAAGUACAGAGCACAAAGGGAGAAGACCGUCCACACGUACAGAGGAUUCCUGCAGAAACACACAAGCGACGGCCAUGACAAUUAAUUGCAAUCCCCCAUCCGUGGGCCCAUCCAUCCAUCAGUUGGCGGUGGGGGUGGGGUGGGCAUCAUUCUCCUCACAUGACGAGUGUCGCGAGCGACUCCCUGAACCCGGGGCCCUUCCGCCCCUCCUUCUGCGUUUCAGCCAGCUCUGCUGCCUGUGACGUCACAGCCAGACCGACAAAACCACACCCACCAAUACAUACCUACAACGUUCAUGUCUCUCUGCCUCUCUGUCUGUGUGUGUCUCUGACCUCCUCGAGUUCGCCCGCCUCCGGUAUUCGCGGCGGGAAUACGUCCGAGACCAUGCUCGGCUCCGGUCCGAAGCUGACGAAGGGGCCCGGCACGCGGCCCCCCGAAGAGUCGGUGUCACUGCCUCCCGCCCCAGGAGGUGGCAGCAGCCGCCGGUGGGCGUGGAUGCCUUGUGGGCUGGCCUGGCUCACGGCAAGCUGCACAGGGAUAGUGGAUGGACGGCAGGGGGAGAGAGAGAGAGGCGUGGGAGGUAGGAAGGCGUCUGGCUGUGUGUGUUGCCCACCUUCAGGGGAACGUAGACAGAUGCGGAUGGGGCGCCGACCAGGAAAGUCAUCGCUGCAUUCAGAGAGAGAGAGAGAGAUGACAAGGCGGCCAAGACAUCGUUAACGGCAUGGCCCAUGAUGCCUCGUGUGCUUGCUGCCUGACAGUGUUUGGAUGAUAUCCCGGAGUACUGGGUGUCUUCCGACACAUUUGACCCCGACCGAGCGCCCCUGGCCGCCCCGUGGUGGCUCCCGCCCACAGAUGAACCCACAGACAUCAACUCCCAUCUGCCAAAACGACACACACACACACACACAGAGCGCAUGCCUUGCAACCGCGGAAAUGUCAUGAUAUUUCCCCUUCUUUGUUUUGUCACCUGCUAAAUCCGCUUCUCGCCCACGGGGGCGAGAUGACCGGCAUCCGAUGGGACACCCGAGCGGCAGCAGACGAGUACUGUGCAAACGAGCCGGCUAUGCUGGUGUCGAUAGCCAUGGAGCCCGUGCUCUUCCGCUUGUUAACGAGGAACACCCCCACCCCCGAUGGGUCGACUGAUCCCACCGAAGACGCCGGCAGGCCGCUCUGUGUCCGUCGGUGCACGCCCGACGACGAGUGGUCGCUCACCGGCAGCUGGGGCGAGGCCGGCGACUGCCCCGACGUGCUGUUGACGUCCUCUCGGUGGUCGCUGUCACCCUCGGUGGACCUCCCGAUCACACCGGCCUCCCUGUCUCGAAGCUCGCUGGGAUGCGUGCCACGCGGCAACGACUGCAGGCCUGGCCGUGACGCGGCGGAUGGCUCGGGCGGCUGUGAUGGAACUGACGCCCCGAGGCCGUGAGAGUGUGUGGUGGUCAUUGGCGGGAGGGCGCCCUCCUCGCCCAUGCUGUCGUGGUGGCCGAGACGGCCGUGAUGGUGCUGCUGAGGCUGCGGGUGUGGGUGGUCGGACGAGCCUGGAGGGAGGAGACUUCGGCUGCCUGGUUGGCCGUGCGAGCCCCGACGUCUGAGAGGCGACGUGGGGGAGGUGGACCGCAGGCUGUUGGGCGACGCGCGGUCAGACGAACCACCUGCAUACCCCCAGAUAGUAGAUGAAUGGGGUCCUUGUGGUGUCGGGCGAUCUAUCUUCGUUGCUCGUGCACUUGUCAUGUCGCUUACUGUGUCCCGAUUCAGGUCCGUGCUGGUCGUCGCUGUCGAGUAGCGACCGCUCCGUUGCCUCGGUGUGGUUGGCGUCGUUGGUGGCGGUCUGCGUCUCGCCCGUCAUGCUCUUGAGGCCCUGCCGCGAUCGCUGCUGACUCUCUAUCUCCUCGAGGUUGCGGGACGCCUUCCGCUCCAUCGCCGCCUGACAUCAUAGACACACAUGAUGCACAGGCGUGAUGGGCAUGCACAUCGAUUUCGGCGGUGCGGUGGGGUGGCGACCUGCAGCUCUCUCGGGUCGGGUAUGUUGAUGUAUUUGGCCUUGAGGAUGACCAGGGCCGCCGUGAGUGGGGUCAUGAUCAGAAACUGCAUGCCGAUCGACCACCGCCAGUUCCACGCGUAUGUGGACAAGAAGCCAGCCAUGAGGUAGCCCACCAUGACCCCCACCACGGCCGCCGCCUGUAGCAGGCCCAUCCACAGCGACACCCGGUCGGCCGGCGAGAACUCGUCCACCCACACUGGAGCGUAGACCACAAAGGCGCUCUGAGUGAAGCCGAUCAGGAAGCGGCUCGCAAAGACCAUCCAGCCUCGGAACGAUAAAGCCAGCAGCAGACACGCCAGCGUGUUGGCCACCAGUGUCGCGAAGAGGAAGCGCCGCUGUGUGUGGCCUUGGAGCACGCGGCCCACACAGAGGGAGGCAGACGUGAGGCCCACAUAGGGCAGGGCACCCACAAGACCUGAGUGAGUCACGCAGGAAGUCAAUGAGUGAAGAAUGAGUGACAGAAAAAGAGAGAGCGAGAGAGAGGUGCGGUGCAUUCAUCGUCCGGAGACCAAGUUCAAAGAAUGAGAAGCUGAACUCCGACUCCACCUCUCCGAGGACUGCUGGUAUGGCGCCCGAGUCAUAGUUGACAAACACAGCGGUCGUGAAGACGAGAGCAAAGACCCAACCGAUGAGGCGAGUGUCCUCGCGCGGAUGACCAAUCUGCAGCCAGGCACACAACACACACACCGAGAGAGUGGAGCCCAUUCCCGCGGUGAUGAUUUGAUCCUCUCACCUUGACUCUUUCCAGCUGUUGCAUGAUUGACAGUUCCCUUGCUUCAGGUGACAGCUCCUUUGCGCCACUGUCAGGAGAGGGAGGCAUCCCGCCGUGGAUGGCCUCUUCUUCUUUCAUGUUGACGUCCUCAAGCUUCAACGUCACCUCCACCUGCUCUCCCAUGCCCGGCACUUCCCGUUCCCUUCUUGCGCGCUUAGGUCGCACAGGGAAGGGGCUUCAAGGGUGGUGAAAGGCAAGGCUGUGAGACCGCCU
Molecule: messenger RNA, 5078 nt
Organism: Vitrella brassicaformis
Lineage: Eukaryota; Vitrellaceae
Source: the annotation of a GenBank genome assembly